Molecule: messenger RNA, 2721 nt
Organism: Drosophila arizonae
Lineage: Eukaryota; Metazoa; Arthropoda; Insecta; Diptera; Drosophilidae
Gene: Moe
Product: moesin
Cellular component (GO): cytoskeleton
Molecular function (GO): actin binding
Source: RefSeq, a predicted model, not a curated record
GGUGCAGCUCUAGCGACAGCGACAACGAAGUAAUUUUUGUGCUUUUGUGCCCGCCGCGCCACUGAAGCAGUUUUAUUCUAUUAUUUUUUUUUCGUUCAACUUUUGUGUGAUUUUCUGCGCAUUUAUAGCCAAUAACAAACAGCGAUAGUAUUUUGGCGUUUGUGAGUGUAUGUUGCGUUGUACAUAAAACUAAAACGAAAGAAAAACUCCACGCAAACACUUUGUGCCGGUGUCAGCCAAAAUUGCAGUCURAACAAUUAGCAAAACACGAAAGCAACAACAACAACACAGACGUCCCCAACAAUUUCCAUUAACAACAACGGGGUGAGGAUAGACAAGCAGCAAAAUGUCGCCCAAAUCGCUAAAUGUGCGCGUCACAACAAUGGACGCUGAACUGGAGUUUGCCAUUCAGUCGACAACGACCGGUAAACAACUGUUCGAUCAGGUGGUCAAGACGAUUGGAUUGCGUGAGGUUUGGUUCUUUGGUCUGCAGUACACCGACUCAAAGGGUGACUCCACAUGGAUUAAGCUAUACAAAAAGCCAGAAUCGCCGGCCAUAAAGACCAUUAAAUAUUUGAAACGUGUUAAGAAAUAUGUGGACAAAAAGACCGCUGAUAGCAAUGGACACAAUCAGACGGACGAGAGCGAGGAAGAUGAUGAUGCCGACGAUAUGACUGGAUCAAUGCCGUUCUCAACAUGGGUCAUGAAUCAGGAUGUGAAAAAGGAGAAUCCGUUGCAAUUCAGAUUCCGUGCCAAAUUCUAUCCGGAGGAUGUGGCCGAGGAGCUCAUACAGGACAUCACACUGCGCCUGUUCUAUCUGCAAGUGAAGAAUGCCAUAUUGACCGAUGAGAUCUACUGCCCGCCGGAGACGUCGGUGCUGCUGGCCUCCUAUGCGGUGCAGGCGCGCCAUGGCGAUCACAAUAAGACCACUCACACAGCCGGUUUCCUAGCGAACGAUCGCCUGUUGCCACAGCGCGUCAUCGAUCAGCACAAGAUGUCCAAGGACGAAUGGGAGCAGUCGAUAAUGACCUGGUGGCAGGAGCAUCGCAGCAUGCUGCGCGAGGAUGCCAUGAUGGAGUAUCUGAAGAUUGCCCAGGAUCUGGAAAUGUAUGGCGUCAACUAUUUCGAGAUACGCAACAAGAAGGGCACCGACCUCUGGUUGGGCGUCGAUGCGCUCGGCCUGAACAUUUACGAGCAGGACGAUCGACUAACGCCCAAAAUCGGCUUCCCCUGGUCCGAGAUCCGUAACAUUUCGUUCUCUGAGAAGAAGUUCAUCAUCAAGCCCAUUGACAAGAAGGCGCCGGACUUUAUGUUCUUUGCGCCGCGCGUUCGCAUCAACAAGCGCAUCCUGGCCCUCUGCAUGGGCAACCAUGAGCUCUACAUGCGUCGUCGCAAGCCCGACACGAUCGAUGUGCAGCAAAUGAAGGCCCAGGCGCGCGAAGAGAAGAAUGCCAAACAGCAGGAGCGUGAGAAGCUGCAGCUGGCGCUGGCAGCACGUGAGCGUGCCGAGAAGAAGCAGCAGGAGUAUGAGGAUCGACUCAAGCAAAUGCAAGAGGAGAUGGAGCGCUCGCAGCGUGAUCUGCUUGAGGCACAGGAGAUGAUACGACGAUUGGAGGAGCAGCUGAAGCAGCUGCAGGCCGCCAAGGAUGAGCUGGAGCUGCGCCAGAAGGAGCUGCAAUCGAUGCUGCAGCGCUUGGAGGAGGCCAAGAACAUGGAGGCCGUCGAGAAGGCCAAGCUGGAGGAGGAGAUCAUGGCCAAGCAACAGGAGGUGCAACGCAUUCAGGACGAAGUCAAUGCCAAGGACGAAGAGACCAAGCGCCUGCAAGACGAGGUCGAGGAGGCACGCCGCAAGCAGGCCGAAGCUGCUGCUGCGCUGUUGGCGGCAUCCACCACGCCGCAACACCAUCACGUGGCCGAGGAUGAGAACGAGAACGAGGAGGAGCUGACGAAUGGCGAUGCCGGCGGCGAUGUGUCGCGCGACCUGGACACAGACGAGCAUAUCAAGGAUCCCAUCGAGGACAGACGCACGCUGGCCGAGCGCAACGAGCGCUUGCACGAUCAGCUUAAGGCCCUGAAGCAAGACCUGGCGCAGUCACGCGACGAAACGAAAGAGACGGCCAACGAUAAGAUUCAUCGCGAAAAUGUGCGCCAGGGACGCGACAAGUACAAGACGUUGCGCGAGAUCCGCAAGGGCAACACAAAGCGUCGCGUCGAUCAGUUUGAGAACAUGUAAAGCGCUCGCCACGCCCCACACAUGGAACUAUCUAUAUCCUAUAUCCCAAGCCAAUCUAACCACCAUGAAAUUCGACGCAGCGCGCCAUUUACCACUCCCCAAUAGCCAACUACCAAUUCAAUUGAUAUAUGGAUGCAGGCCAACUGGCCGAGCAUUUUUGCAGCUUUUGUUUAAAUCUUUUUUUUUUUUUUUAAUUGACCUUUUGUAUAGAUGAAGAAGUGGAGGACGGGAAAUAAAAUGUGUGUAUUUAUGGAGAGUAUUAGUUAAAAGAAAAUAAAUGAAAAUGGUUUUGACAUUCAAGUGUUGAACGAUAAUCACACAAUCAAUCAAUCUAACGGAAUCCUGACUUCCAUUAUUCACUUAGUAUAUCAAUAUUUUCAAUUGGUCGUAAAUGCCCCGCCCCACACGCCCCUCACCAACAACAUAUUUUCUUUGCGCGCAUCAAAAUGAGAGAAACAACAAACUAUACUAGCUACAACAACAACAAA